Messenger RNA from Aphis gossypii (cotton aphid), 543 nucleotides. Its product is annotated as protein FAM200B-like. The coding region runs from base 1 to 543 and encodes 180 amino acids. Lineage: Eukaryota; Metazoa; Arthropoda; Insecta; Hemiptera; Aphididae. The transcript has 2 exons. The record is from RefSeq and is a predicted model, not a curated record.
AUGGACAAAUUUUUAAUUAAACGACCUUCGACUUCUUGUGAAAGUGUAAUUGUAAAUAAAAAACGUAAAUUGUCGGAAACUACAACGGACCAAUCUAUUAAUGAGGAAUUGGAAGAAAAAAAAACUUACAAUUUUGAGAACCAUAAAAAAGAACGUAAAUAUCAAGAUCAGUAUAUAAAAUUUGGAUUUACUUUUAUUGAAGAAAAAGGUAAGCAUCGUCCUAAGUGUUUAAUAUGUUUAGAAAUAUUGGCUUCCGAAAGUAUGAAACCCUCUAAACUUAAACGACAUUUAGAAACAAAACAUCCGCAAUUCAUUUCACAAAAAGCUUUAGUUGCAUCAUUCGAGGUUUCAUACUUAAUAGCAAAAUCAAAAAAACCGCAUUCGAUUGGCGAAUCUCUUGUCUUGCCAGCUGCUAUAAAAAUUGUAACGGCUAUGCACGGCGAGGCAUAUGCAAAUGAUUUAAAAUCAAUUCCAUUAUCUGAUAACACUGUAUCACGUCGAAUUUCGAACAUAUCUGAUGAUAUAUUAAAACAAUUUAAAUAG